GUGUGACACAUAGAGAAAAAUAAAUGUGGAAGGAUAUUAAGUGUAAAAAAGAGAUUGAAAUCGAAAAUCAAAUCAGUCCAAGUGAAAAAAUUCCAUAAGGCGAAAGCAAAAGUUGGUAAAUAAGUUCUGAUUGGAUUAAAAUGUGGUAGUGAAAACAUUGACCGUGAAAUAAAACCAUUUGGAUUGUUCCAAAACAAAUAUAUGAAAAUAUCUUGACAAAUCAAAGGUCGUGAUUAAUAAGUGUGCAAAUGCAAAGUGGCAACAACAAAAUUAAGGUUACAAUUGGUGCUUAAUUAGGUUUCGAGAGAUUCCCGAGACUUCGUUUCCAAUUAAAAAAGUGACGAACUAGUGAGCAACCGAACACAAAGUUACAUAGAGUAGGUGAGGAUAGACAUGUCAGACGUGUACUUAAAUACAUAAAUAAUUCGAUAUGUAUUUAGCAUUGUCAGUGUUUCAGAGGUUAUCACAAAGGAGUUAAUAUGAAAACAUAACUCUAAUAACCAUGUACAUGUGUUUAUGUAAAAAUUAAUUGUGGCUUUAGCAUCAAAAGCUUAUUUUAUUCAUUUUCUAAAAGUUUUUGUUUCUCUAUGCCAGUCCGAUUUUGGUAUUUACGUUCUUCAUUUAUGUAUGUGCAUUCAUACUAUGUGAUGUUUUUGUAACAAACCAUACUGGUAAUGGAAAUAUUAUUUGUAGAGAGUGACACCCUCAAACAAGUGUCCUUAAAAAUUUAUACUAAACUAUUUACUCUAUACAUCAUGUAUGUAAUACAAAUUAUGCGCUCAGCGCUACUUCGCUCCAGUUCUAACUAACUAUAUAAAACCCUUCAUGCCACUUCCGCCUCUCGCGUUUUUCUACUAUAAUAACGCUGUAUCAACAUUCGGCUGCCGUAGUUGCUAAUGAUACAUCAAUCUUGCGCUCUUUACGAGUUCUGCACCCAUCUGGGAUACAUCUCUUUGUGGUCUGCUGUUUAACUCCAUUAUUUUGCGCAAUUGAUUGUUGUUCGGUCGUUUGUCGGUUUAUGUAACAAGUGUGUUGUUGUGUUAUAUUGUUAUUGCAUUGUGCAUUAAAUAUUCUGUUUUACACAUGUAUAUAGUUAAAUAAUUAAAAUUGAAUGCAUACAUAUGUCGAGACAUCGUAAAACAACAAUAAAUAUACCACAAAUAUAGAAUAUAAAUAUAACACGAAUAAAGUUUAAAUUAAAAAAUAUAAAAAGACGUUAAACCCAAACAAAUCUAAUGAAUUUUGAUAUAAAAUAAUGAUUUGUAUAAAUGCAAAUGUAUGAAAUUAGUCAAAAUAACCAAUUGGCAAGUGUUUUGCGCAUCUGAAUAUUGAAAAUUGCCGUAACAAUUUGAGUUUUCUAAAUAAGAGUUUAUAAAAGUGCUGAUAAAUCCUUACAAAAACGCGCAUAUCCAUAUCCUCUAUUAAAAAUACAAACGAAAACUCGCAAGUUUACCUAAAAAAAAUUAUUUUUAUAAGAAAACAUAAUAAACAACUCGUUUCUGAAAACGAUAAUGUAAUACCAAAACUUGGAAAUUAUUAAGACUCAUCACGAUGACUAGUCCAGAAAAUAGAUUAACAAACCAUGAUAUUGCGCGUGAAGCCGGAAAUGAUGAACAUUUGCAUAUAACGUCGGGAACAAUUUCACUUGAAUACAAGCCAAUGCAACCAAACGCAACCGAUUUAGAUCAACAGAUAUUGGAGAAGCAGGAAUUACAAAAACAGAUGCUUCUCCAUACAUUUCAUGAACAGACAAAGGAGCUAGAAUUGCGACACCAAAUGCAACUGGAGCAAAAGUACCAGUAUGCGGUGCAUUCACAUGGCGCUUUCCAGGAACUACGAGAACAAAGACUUUCCGCCGCCGCCGCAGAGGAGCAGCAGCAGCGCGAGCGACGUGAGCGUGAGGUAAUUAAACGAAAGGAAAACUGCAGUGCCAAUGCCAGCCCCGAAGUCAAGCAAAUAUUAAAUAACUUUCUAAUUAACCGCAAACAGGCUGCCUCCUCCAAUGGCAUAACGACGACGUCACCUUACAGAAAUAGUAGAGGAGUAGUGAAAAGCUCGUCCGGCGAAUCUUUGCCAGCCGGUUCCUUAACAAGUUCACAUCCAUAUAAAAUACCACAACCGCCAUCAUCGUUUCUGAAAUAUGAAUCUGACUUUCCACUUCGAAAAACAGCAUCCGAACCAAAUUUGCUGAAGCUACGUCUAAAGCAAAGCGUCAUUGAGCGCAAGCAGAGAAUCAGCGGUCCAGCUGUGCUACGUCGGCAUGAGCGCAUACUGCAGCGAAGACAGCAGAAGCAAAAUUCCGCUUUAACAAAUUGCAGCAGCACACCGGAUUCGGGGCCCAACUCACCGCCCUCAUCCACCCUCUCCACCAGUGUGGUGGGCAGUCGUGGUUCACCGACUAGUGCACCUAUCCAAGAGGAGAACGAAGAGAGCGGACCAUAUCAGUCGGGCCAGCGUAGCAGCAUAAAUGAUCUCUCACUCUUUAGUUCACCAUCCAUGCCGAAUAUACCGCUUGGCGGUCCACACUUGGCCAGUCAUGCACAUGCUCAAGCUAAUGUCAGUAAUUAUAAUAUGCUUGCAGCACUGCGGCAACAUGUACCAACUUUGGCGGCACCCACAUACUACAGUCCGUUGGCGAUACCAUUCGCACGCCAUCAACCACACCCGCCGCCACAGCCGCCUUCGCAUGCCGCAUCGAUAGCGGUCGCUGCAGCUGGUGUUCUGCCACCUACGCCAUCGCCAGUUGUACGCUCGGCAUCGGCAACGUCCACCUCAUCGUCGCAAGCCUCCUUGGCCAGUGAUGUUUUACCACCUAUUGCGCAUGCUGCUUCAACACUUUUACCAGCCGGUAGCGCUGGCGCACACAAUCACAACGUGUUGGGCUCUGGUACUUUGCAUCCCGUCACACCCAUGGUUGGUGUUUCGCCUUCGAUGUAUGGUCAGCCCAUAACCGAUGCCCAAGUGGCUCAUGCCCACCUCAAUAAGCAAGGACACCGUCCGCUGGGACGUACUCAGUCAGCUCCGCUACCAUUGGGUCAUCCAAUGCUAACCGGCACCGGUCAGAUUGGCGUAGGACAGACGCAUUAUGAGAACAGUGAUGCGGAACAGCAGGCGCAUAUGUUGGUAACACAAAAGAUACGGCAAACACUGAUCAAUCGCAGCAGUGUCAAUCGUGAACCCCAACUCAAGGAGGAAGAAGAUGCGGCUGAAGUGAUCGAUUUGACGGACAAAAAGAAGCCGCCAAAGACCGUCAUUACAAGUAUUGUACCCACGAGUUCUUCACAAAAUCUGCCAGAGACCACCAAUGUACCAAUGGGCGCCUGCAUGCCCAAUACACCUAGUAAAUUGCGCGAUCAGGAGUACCUGCAACAACAAAGGGAGCUGUUAUAUAGACAAGCGUUGCAGAUGGAUGACUCAAUCGCACGAGGCUUAAUACGCCCACUGUCGCGUACGUUAUCUAGUCCAUUGGUGCAUAUGGGUCCGAAUGGUAUUAGUCAGCUGCCAGAUACUGGGCAAUAUGCUCCACCUAUAAUAACUUCCUCAUCAGCAGAUCAUAUACCGCCAGUUAAUCUCACAGUCCCUCAUCGGCGUCGAGUGCUCGAGCAUUCGCCAACUGGGAUGGCCGCAUCAAGUGCAUUCUCAUCCUUACCUGCCAUACAGCCGGCCAUCGCUGUUGCUGGUGCAACCAGUGGCAAACUGAUAAAUGAGUUUCCUACGCACAAAACAACCACUGGUCUCGCUUAUGAUAAUCUGAUGCAGAAGCAUGCCUGCACUUGUGGUGAUAAUUCCGUACAUCCGGAGCACAGUGGUCGUUUGCAGAGUAUAUGGGCGCGCCUUAUUGAAACUGAUCUGGCCAAACGCUGCGAUCGUCUGCGUUCACGUAAAGCCACGUUAGAAGAGUUACAAACGGUACACACAGAAGCCCAUACAAUGCUCUUCGCUUCGAGUUCGUGUCAAUUGAAUCGGCAAAAGUUGGAUAGUCCGCCGGCUUUGGGCUUUGUGCGCCUCUCCUGUGGUGGUUACGGUGUGGACUUGGAUACCACUUGGAAUAAGGAUCACACUGCCGCCGCUGCACGCAUGGCUGCGGGAUGUGUCAUUGAUUUGGCUUUUAAAACAGCCAAAGGUGACAUUAAGAAUGGUUUUGCGGUUGUGCGUCCACCUGGCCACCAUGCCGAAGCCAAUUUGGCUAUGGGUUUUUGCUUCUUCAAUUCUGUUGCGAUUGCCGCCAAAUUACUGCGUCAGCGUGUGCCCGAAAUGAAGCGUGUGCUGAUCGUAGAUUGGGACGUGCAUCAUGGCAAUGGUACACAACAGGCAUUCUACGAUAGUCCCGAUGUGCUGUAUUUGUCCAUACACAGGCACGACGAUGGUAACUUUUUCCCCGGCACUGGUGGCUCCACUGAGUGCGGUAUUGGCGCCGGCGCUGGUUUUAAUGUAAACAUCUCCUGGUCGGGUUCUUUGGAUCCACCACUGGGCGAUGCCGAAUAUAUUGCUGCAUUCCGUACAAUUGUGAUGCCCAUCGCAAAAUGUUUUAAUCCAGAUAUUAUUUUGGUGUCGGCUGGUUUCGACGCAGCUGUUGGUCAUCCCCCACCUUUAGGCGGUUACUUAGUAUCACCGGCUUGUUUUGGUUUCAUGACGCGUGAACUAAUGCAAUUGGCUGAUGGCAAAGUGGUGUUGGCUCUAGAGGGUGGCUACGAUCUACCCGCCAUUUGUGAUUCUGCGCAGGAGUGCGUACGCGCGUUGCUUGGCGAUCCGUUAUCUGCGAUCGCGGAGAGUGAGUUGAAUAGGCCGCCUUGUCAGAAUGCGAUAGAUACGCUGCAGAAGACGAUUGCCAUACAGUCACAACAUUGGCCAUGUGUACGCCGUUUGGCCCAUACCGUCGGUUUAUCUGCCCUUGAAGCAUUGAAAAUUGAACAUGACGAAUCGGAAACCAUUACGGCUAUGGCGGGACUUUCGAUGCAAUCGAUGAACAGAACUUUAUCACGUGAUGACUCAGAGGAACCAAUGGAUCAAGAUGAAGCCAAAUAAAUUUCAGCCGUGGAGCUCGAACGACUUUUGACUUGAUUGACUUGCACAUAUGCACUUAAUGUUGCUAAUGUUGCAAUUUUUUAUUAUAUAAUCCGCCGUUAAUCGAUAUACAUAUUUAUCAACCAAGCGGACAACGGAUUUGGUUACACAGACGUCUGUAGAGACUCGUUUAUUGUCUACGGAAAGUGUAAGAUGCUGUUUCGGUUUCAUGAUUUUAUUAUCUAUUCCCACUUGACUCAUGAGCUGCGGUUAUGUUGAAACAAAAAACACAAACCAACGCGCUGAAGGGAAGCCCGUCACAGCAUUUAUGUGUAGCAGUUGUAUUUGUUGGGCGUUUGAUAUUAAGUGGAGUCAACCACUCCCGACCACGUAAUUCAUUCAUUGCUAAGCCUAUGAAAGGGGAAAAAACUAAAAACAAAAGCUUUUCUAGGCAUAUAUGUAUGUAUGUAGUAGUAAAAUUGUAAACGCGUAUAUGUAUAUUAGAUAUACGUUUAAAUAUAUUUUAAAUAUAAACACAUAUAUAUGUAUGUAACUGCAUAUGUACAACAUGUAACACUUUACAAAGUAUUUGUAUAUAUACAUAUAUUUAUAUUAAAUUAAUUUAUGUGUGAAAGUGCAUAUAUGACAUAUGUAUGCUUUUUGAUAUUCAAUACUAAUAUGAUGUAAGCUCAGAGAAGAAUUUCUUAAAUGUUGAUUUAGUGUUAUAAGCUAAAGUUAGAAAAAGAAUUUUUAAUGUAAAUGUAUGUAAGGUAAAUUAUAGUAGUUCAUUUUCAUUUAGCAACAAUUUUUAAUUCUUUUUUAUCACACUUUAAGGGCACCAACAAAGAAAAAAAUAAUAUACAAUAUAUUUUUUUAAAGAAAACAUCUAUGUGAUAUAAAAAAAGAACGAAUGAAACGAGAGCCAAAUUCUUAAUGAAUCUAAUAAAUUAAAAUAUGAGUCCAAGCGCAAAUGUCAUUGACUAACCACCGCCUCUCAAAGCAGACGAUAAAAUAACGCGCAUUUACAAUACAUAAAUCACUGCAAUUGGUCAAACCCACAGAUUUAUCUAAAAACUCACUUUUAGUUUAAAACAUUUCAAAUGUGAAAUAAAACUAUUUUUUUUAUUUUUAUUUUAUACAUCUUAAUUAUUACAACCAAAACUGAAAAAAAUAACAAAACACUAUAUACCAUAUAUAAAUAAAUAUAUAUUAAUGUUAAAUAUGUUGUUGCACAUUCAAUGCAAUUGGAUGUGUUCGCAUGCGCUAAUUGUAUGUUAUUAUUAUUAUUAUUAUUAUAAUUAAUAUUAUUAUAUGUAUAUGUAUUUAAAUGUAAUUAGUCGUAAGAGAGAAUUUUUAAUAUACACAUACAUAUACGUGCGCUUAUGCGUGUAUGUAUACAAUAUGGAAUAUUGUAUGCAUAUACAUAUAUAUAUAUGUAUAUACAUAAUUGAGCAUUGUUUUAUUGCAACCCAUGCUAUUUUUCACGCUUCUAAGGAGAAAAACAACUGCAACUUCAUGUACGCACAUAAAUUAGUUUAAAGGAAAGAAAAAUGUCAUUUAUGACCAAUGAAAGUUUAGAUGAGACUAAAAAGAGACGUAAAUUAAAGCUGUAAUAGUUUUGGAGAUAGCAGUAAAUUGAUGCAACAUAAUAAUUACAAACCAGUAAACAAGAAAAUGUAAACGGAAAUUAAUUAUGUUUUUAAGCGAGGCUUGACAUACUUGGUAAUAAAAUUAUUCAAAAUAAUUUGAUAUAAAUGACUCAAAUAUUGUAGGACCAGACUGGAUUAAAAAUACAAAUGUAAAACGAGGAAUUAAAAAAAAAAUUACCAAAAAUAUAUCAUUGUUUUGUAUAACAAUUUUUUAUAAUCCUUUUUAUAGCUUGUUUUAUAUUUUUUCUUCUAUAUUUUUUUAUAUUAUUUCUUUUAUAUUUUUUCUUUUAUAUUUUUUAAUAUUUUUUUUUAUAUACAUAUAUUUAUUUUUAUAUUUUUUUUAUAAAUUUCUAGCAUGUAGACAUUUUUUAAAAUGGUUUUUUAUUGACAAAUUAAUUUUUCAAUGUUAACGUAACUAUAAAUAGCGAUUUUAUUAUUUUUCAAACAUGAUUUGUAAAUCUUAACCAGACUGGAGUGGAAAUCAUUCAUUCUGUUUUCGAAAAAUGGACACUUGAAUAUUUGUAUUUUCUCAUUUCACUAUAGUCUAUACAAACUAUGAAUCUUUUGCGUCUAAAUUUUCAUUUGUAAUGAACAGACAUUUUUCUCUCUAAAUUUUAUGUGCAUAUACACACACACAAUGGUAAAUGUUAGUAAUAUUGAAUGUGGUGUGCGACGUUUUCUUGUUGACUUGGUGCAUACUUUGUAUACGCUUCAAAUAGUAAUAAUCUAUAUAAAAUGAAAAUGCAAAAACAAAACAAGCAACAAAUGUACAAAAUUUCUGCUGCAACUAGCAGUGAAUAAAUACAGUAAACCAGAAGAAAAGAAAAUAAACGUGACAUGUCACUUGUUAUGAAAGCAAACUGAAAAUAGUAAAAUAAAAUUUAAAUGUGUUUUUAAUGGAGCGUUCAAAUUGAAAUCAAUUAGAAACGUAAAAAGUAAACAAAUGAAAAAGUCCUGGCCAGAUUUAAUGUUAACAUAUUAAAUGUAUAAGUAAUGGAAAAUAAAGAAAGAAAUGGAUAUAAACAAACUUAAGUUUGAUUCGUAUUAUUACAACAAAGAGUGUGAUUUAAGGCACUCAAUGUAGCACAAAACAACGAGUAAGAAGUAAAUUUGUAUGCAUGUACUUGUGUUUGUUUUGCAAUGUUUUACUUUGGUAUUAAAGUGAAAAUUUAAAUGCUCUUGCACUGUCUGGCAACUCAACAUUUGAAAAAAUAAACGUCACUUUUAAGUAAGUGAUGAUAAAAAAAAAAAUAUUGUAAUUGAUAAACACUCUUUGUGAAAAGUGUUGAAACAUACGUGUAGUCUAUACCUAAAAUUUGACCAAAAGAUUUUCUCAAUGUGAUAGAAAAUGUUUUUUUUACCCUAAGAGAUAAAUUGCCAAAUCUUGGAAAAUAGCGAAUCGAACACGUAACUGGCAUAAGUCACAUAGCCUGGUAUAAUAAAAGAGAAACAGUUUAGAAGAAAUUGAUAAGACUUUAUUGAGGUACCUACACACCCUCAUGUAUUGAAUUUAAUUGGAAAACUUUUUGCUGCUUUCGCAUGCAAAUUUUUUUUGACAAGAGCGUAAAACACAAAAAGCGAUCAAAACAGUGACGAAUCAAAGAGGGCUAAUAACUGAUGAUUUUAUACUAACCAUUACCACAACCCAUGAGUUGAAAAAAUUUAACAUAAAAAAGUUGUUUGAAAGUACUUUUCAAUUAAAAUAUAAAAAGCGUUGAAGUACGAUUUACAGUUAUGAAUCUGCGACAGUCUUCUAACAAAAUUAUACAAAAUUAAUACUUAUUUAAACAGUACAAAAUACAAUGGGAAAGGAAAAGUUUUAUUGAAAAUAUUUAUAAAGUAAAGAGGAUUUUAGAAAAAGAAAAAGGAAUUUAAGAAUUGUAAAGUGUUAUCCAACAAGAUUGUAAAGGUUCAUAAAAAGAGUACAAACCUUUUAGUAGAUCUGCAACAUUUUUAAGUUGACUAUAGCCAGAUUUAUGGUAUGCUAUGUUUUGUAUACAGCGCCACAGAUGAUAACUUUCGCCAACAGUUGGCGUCAAAAACGUUGCAGCAAUAAUAAGAACUUACCGAUAUCCUGACAUAUUUUCCUUUUGUCAACUAUGAUGCAACCGCAAACACGAUUUUAGAAAUAUGUUAAAAAAUAGGUAUAAUCUGACAUUCGAAUUUGACAUUAGCUAUUAUCUUUAAAAGAUAAUUUUUGUAUACGUUUGGCUAUAUAGGAAUAUCCACAUAGCCAUUAUAGAAAUCAACACAGGAAAAGUGAUUGUGUUCACAGAAAUUAACAAUAUUUCAAACAAACUCUCUUAAUUAAAUGUCCUAAAAAAUAAAAAGAAUAAUCACAAAUUACCCAAUUCACAUGAAAACCAUUGUAAAAGUAGAAAGUUAGCUCAUUUCGAAUAUGACUGUCUAAUGUUGUAAUUUAAUUUGUUCCGUUAGAAAGAAAUUUUGUAGAAUUUAAACUCUAAGAAUUGAAAAAAUUGCUCAUCGACCUAAGCUACUCUAUCAUUACACCACAGAUAUAAAUAGACGCUUUUGCGAAAUUAUGAGACAUAUGAGUCGGAAUGCAAAUGGCAGAAAUAAUAAAACGACUUGCCCGAAACUAAGACCGCGUUUUUUCUUAUCUUAAACCUAGCGGAACAAUGGAGAGUUUCUAAGUUACUGGAGUUGGUAACCAAUUUUAUAUUGACUUUUAAACGCCAUGUUUGUUAGUCUUUUCCAAUCGGUGGUCGCCAAAAAACCAUAAAUAUAAAAAUUUGUCCCUACAAGUCAUG
Messenger RNA from Bactrocera oleae (olive fruit fly), 9424 nucleotides. The record is from RefSeq and is a predicted model, not a curated record. NCBI's taxonomy places the organism in Eukaryota, Metazoa, Arthropoda, Insecta, Diptera, Tephritidae.